GCGGAAUCGCCAGCGCAUUUGAAUCCACGACUCAGCUUGUUGCGCCCGCUGCUCGCCCAUUCUGCGCGCUACUUUCUUGCCCACACGAUGAGCGUCGAUUACCUCCUCCACGAAAGCCCUGUGGGCUAUGCCGUCUUCAAGGUUUCGGUCCAGCCAGACACGAUUGGCAAUCGCCUGCAGGAAGUGCAAAAGGCAGUGCAGGACCUGGACAAGUUUGGAAAGACUGUCGAGCUUGUCGGUCUGGCUCCAUUCCAGGGCACCCAAGAUGCGCUUGCCGAAAUCAACGAUGUCUCGGAAGGCAUCAUGUCUGACUUCCUGAGGGCCACUCUCGAGACCAAUCUCCCCAAGGCGGGGAAGAAGAAGACGAUUACGCUUGGCGUGAGCGAGAGGAACCUUGCGGGCAGCAUCAAGGCCGCAUUCCCCAACCUCAGCUGCGAGACCAGCGACACUUCGGAGGUGGUGGCUGAUCUGCUUCGCGGGAUUCGCCAACACAGCAGCAAAUUGAUCAAGAAACUGCAACCCGGUGACAUUGAGCGCUCUAUUCUGGGUCUGGGACACGCCUACUCCAGGUCCAAGGUCAAGUUCAGUGUGCAGAAGCAGGACAAUCACAUUAUUCAAGCUAUCGCGACGCUUGACCAGAUCGACAAGGACCUCAACACGUUUUGCAUGCGCCUGCGCGAAAACUAUGGCUGGCAUUUCCCUGAGCUUGCGAAGAUUGUCAACAGCAACGAACAGUAUGCGAAGGUUGUUUUGCAGAUUGGAGACAAGUCGAAACUGAGCGACGACGACCUGCACGAUCUUGCGGCCGUCGUGGAGGACGACGAAGGGGUUGCGCAGGCCAUCAUCAAGGCGGCCCGGACAUCUAUGGGAAGGGAUCUUUCCGAGGCCGACAUGGAAAUUGUCAUAGCUUUCGCCAAGCGAACCGCUUCUUUGGCUGCGUAUCGCAAGCAGCUCAGCAGCUACCUUGGAAGCCGUAUGAACCAGGUUGCGCCGAACCUGGCUGCGCUUAUCGGUGAUACGGUCGGCGCCAGGCUGAUCUCCAAGGCGGGGUCCUUGACGAACCUUUCCAAGUACCCGGCCAGUACGGUUCAGAUUCUUGGAGCUGAAAAGGCCCUUUUCCGAGCGCUGAAGACCAAGGGAAACACUCCCAAGUACGGACUGAUUUACCACAGCUCCUUCAUUGGACGCACGGGACAAAAGUCCAAGGGAAGAAUCUCACGCUUCCUGGCCAACAAGUGCUCGAUUGCGUCGAGGAUUGACAACUUCUCCGACACACCAACUUCCAAGUUUGGCGAGGCUCUCAAGCGACAGGUUGAUGAGCGCAUUGAGUUUUACGCUUCUGGAGCGCCACCGGCGAAGAAUGCCGAGGUGAUGCAGGCGGCCAUGAAGUCUGUGUUGAAUGACAUUGGCAUGGAAGACCCGACGGCGACGGCGGCCGAGGAUGUUGAGAUGGCGGAUGGGGUGACGGCGGCAGCUACUGAGCAGGCGGUGCGCAAGGAGAAGAAGGACAAGAAGGCGAAGAAGGAAAAGAAGCGGAAACACGGCGAGGAGGAGGAUGGCGAAAAGAAGAAGAAGAAGAAGAAGAGCAAGGCGUGAUGAGGAACGAGUCAGCACAUGUAUUCAUACGGGCAUACUGUGUGGGCGUUUUGAAAGUGUUUUUUUCUGUUUUUUUCUUUUUUGGUGUUUGGGGAGUUUGCUGUGCGAGGAGCUCGUUGGGAGGAUUGCAAAAGGGCUAUGAGAUUAC
Molecule: messenger RNA, 1744 nt
Organism: Exserohilum turcica Et28A
Lineage: Eukaryota; Fungi; Ascomycota; Dothideomycetes; Pleosporales; Pleosporaceae
Exons: 6
Coding region: 88-1596 (502 amino acids)
Cellular component (GO): small-subunit processome; box C/D methylation guide snoRNP complex
Molecular function (GO): snoRNA binding
Source: RefSeq, a predicted model, not a curated record